AUGUCUUUUGUAGUCACUGUUUCUCGCUACCCACGACUGCUCCUGCGCAUCCAAAGCCUAACAGUUGACGACCAUAACACGAUUGAUUCCUCGCAGGCCGAAUACCUCGAACUGGUAAUUGCUCGGUUGGAGAACCUGCGCGUGCUGAUUAUCAAGGGCCAGUAUACCCAAUUUUCCUGGGUGCCACAGGACUUGGUGAUCCGUCACAGCAGGCUAUAUGUGAUGUCGCUUCAGUCACCAUCGCUCGGCAAGCUCCAGGAAUGCACUUUGAGUCUCGGCCAAGGAGACCCCUGGGAUAUGGCAGGCCGCGAAUGCAUCUUCGUCCAUCCCAGCCUGCAAAAACUAACCAUCAUCGGCGCCCAAAUGAGCAAUUUCCACUCCUUCACAGAGCGUAUCACACUUACCUCCCCCCUGAAAAGCCUCAUUCUGUACUGCUGUGAUCUCAGCCCAGCAACCUUGCAGAAGAUCCUGUCUGUCCCUCGCAACCUGCGCGUCCUCACAUACGGAGGCGCCCGCCAGGUCGGCGAUCCGCUGUACACAUCGCCCCGUCCUCACGAGUACAUUGAAGCCAUGCACGCCCAAGCCGGCUCUCUCAAAAUCAUCGUCUUCCACCCCUGGAACUUCAAACCGAGCCAGUCGCGCGCGAUCACAUUCCGCCGCUUCACCUCCCUGCUCUCACUUACAUUCAUGCCUUUUUGCGUUCCGACACGGGAUGCUCCGCCAAUAUACGUCAAUCUCACUCCCCUGGCCGAUAGCAGCCUUCCAGCUAGCUUGAUCACCCUAACCAUCCUGCACAGAGCCUGCAAGGCUAUAUCCGGGCUGGAGAACAUGAUGAAGAGGCAGCUCGCCCCGAUAUUCCACGCCGGGUAUCUCCCUAAUCUGCGGCAGGUGACGUUCUUCGUCCCGAUGCACGCUAUAACUCCAAACGGUAUUCCUGAUCUACCGCUUGAUUGGGAUUUGUACUUUCGUGGGCGGGUGAGGGCCAAGAGGCGGACGUAUCAGGUUAUUCAGCACCAGCCUUUGGACUGCGAGUGCUGUGACGUUGAUAUGUUCAAGACUAUAGUUGAUAAUAAAGUCAUUGAGCUUACUCCUCUGACUCCUGGGUUUCCGGAAUGGUUGUUCAAUCAACUGCGACGCUAGGUAGGAUGAUUCUUUUCUUUUGCUUGGGUGGUGGAGGUUGUUUGUGCGGUAUGCGGAUCUGUUUGGUUUAUUUCUGGGUGAUAGAGAGGCUAAUGUGGUCACUGCACCUGCUUCUCUCCGGGUUGUAGUUCUUUAGUACGGCGUAAUGUCAUGAUUUGGUUGGUUUGUUUUAGAUUACUUUCGGACAAGAUAGGAUAAUAUAACCCUUAUGUCACCCCUUUCCAGGGCCUAAAAUAAACCAGUAGAGAUAUCUCCGCUUUUAUAGCAGAAAAGGAGUCUACCAUCAUCCAUUCAGAGAAAGGGGUUAGUUAUGUCGUUGGAGUUUCCCGGUCCCGGGUCCAGUUCCAAGUUGGUAGGGCGUGUUCUAUUAAUGUUUCUCGCCCAGAGGGGUCGGAAGACUAUAUUAAUAUAUUAA
Messenger RNA from Aspergillus versicolor CBS 583.65, 1555 nucleotides. RefSeq lists its product as uncharacterized. The coding region runs from base 1 to 1140 and encodes 379 amino acids. The transcript has 2 exons. The record is from RefSeq and is a predicted model, not a curated record. NCBI's taxonomy places the organism in Eukaryota, Fungi, Ascomycota, Eurotiomycetes, Eurotiales, Aspergillaceae.